Musa acuminata AAA Group (dessert banana) is the source of this 2024-nucleotide messenger RNA. RefSeq names its product nucleobase-ascorbate transporter 6-like. Gene Ontology annotation, cellular component: membrane. The transcript is spliced from 15 exons. Gene Ontology annotation, biological process: transmembrane transport. Lineage: Eukaryota; Viridiplantae; Streptophyta; Magnoliopsida; Zingiberales; Musaceae. Gene Ontology annotation, molecular function: transmembrane transporter activity. Bases 237 to 1841 code for a protein of 534 amino acids. The record is from RefSeq and is a predicted model, not a curated record.
ACUUGCUUCUUUUCCACAUAUUGUGGGUUGAUGGGUGGAGAGCAGUAGCACACUUACUGUUGGAGGAGUUUUGAGUGGCCUUCUUUCUCCCACUCUUACUACUGGUCUUUGGCCACUGUCUUCCUGGUUUCUUCCUCAUCCUGCCCUGCAAUUUGGAUCUUGAUGCUUCGGGCCUGCAAAUCUUGGAAUCCCUUCGGGUAAGUUCUUGAGGAGGAGAGGAGAGGAGAGGAGAGGGGAUGGCAGGUGGUGGAGGAGCGGCGCCGGCGCCGAAGCAGGACGAGUUGCAGCCGCACCCGGUGAAGGAUCAGUUGCCCAAUGUCUCCUACUGCAUCACCAGCCCGCCUCCCUGGCCUGAAGCCAUACUUCUUGGUUUUCAACAUUUUCUGGUUAUGCUAGGCACUACUGUUAUCAUCCCCACUGCUCUUGUUCCUCAAAUGGGCGGAGGAAAUGAUGAGAAAGCCAGGGUAGUCCAGACAUUGCUGUUUGUGGCUGGUAUCAACACUCUAUUCCAAACUUUGUUUGGUACACGGUUGCCGGCUGUAAUUGGAGGUUCUUAUACUUUUGUUGUGCCAACCAUCUCUAUUAUCUUGGCUGGUCGCUACAGUAAUAUUGUGGAUCCGCACGAGAAAUUUUUGCGUAUAAUGCGUGGAACACAGGGUGCCCUGAUUGUUGCUUCAACCCUUCAAAUUAUUGUCGGUUUCAGUGGUCUUUGGCGAAACGUAGCUAGAUUCUUAAGUCCACUGGCAGUGGUUCCUCUGGUUGCACUUGCUGGCUUUGGACUUUAUGAGCUUGGUUUUCCUGGGGUUGCCAAGUGCAUCGAAAUUGGGCUACCACAGAUAAUUCUUUUAGUCAUAUUCUCACAGUACAUUCCUCAUUCUCUACAUUCAGAGAAGCCUGUGUUUGAUCGAUUUUCUGUCAUACUUUCGGUUGCAAUUGUAUGGCUUUAUGCAUACUUCCUUACGGUGGGAGGAGCUUAUAGACAUACACCACCAAAGACACAAUUACAUUGCCGUACGGAUCGUUCAGGGCUUGUUGGUGGUUCUCCCUGGAUUAGAUUUCCAUAUCCUUUCCAAUGGGGUGCACCAACAUUUGAUGCUGGUGAAGCUUUUGCAAUGAUGGCUGCUUCAUUUGUUUCCCUUGUUGAGUCUACUGGAACUUUCAUUGCAGUCACAAGAUAUGCAAGUGCGACACCAUUGCCUCCAUCAGUUCUCAGUCGUGGUAUUGGUUGGCAGGGCAUUGGUAUCUUGUUGGAUGGACUAUUUGGAACAGCAAACGGAUCCUCAGUAUCUGUUGAAAAUGCUGGUUUACUGGCUUUAACACGAAUUGGCAGCCGAAGGGUUGUUCAAAUAUCUGCAGGAUUCAUGAUUUUCUUUUCUAUUCUUGGAAAAUUUGGAGCAGUUUUUGCAUCGAUUCCCGCACCAAUUUUUGCAGCACUGUAUUGUCUUUUCUUUGCAUAUGUUGGUGCUGCAGGUCUUAGUUUUCUGCAGUUCUGCAAUCUCAACAGCUUCCGAACUAAGUUCAUCCUAGGAUUAUCUGUUUUCAUGGGUCUGUCAGUUCCCCAGUACUUCAAUGAGUACACUUCUGUUGCUGGUUAUGGUCCAGUUCAUACUAAAGCAAGAUGGUUUAAUGAUAUCAUCAAUGUAAUAUUCUCUUCAAAGCCAUUUGUUGCUGGCUUAGUCGCAUUUUUCUUGGAUAAUACCCUCCAUAGGCAUCAUGAUGCGACAAAAAGGGACAGAGGUUAUCAUUGGUGGAAAAGGUUCCGAAGCUUCAAGGCAGAUACAAGAAGUGAGGAAUUCUAUGCAUUGCCAUUUAACCUCAAUAAAUUUUUUCCAUCUGUAUGAGCCUCCAGGCUAGGUGUUCUUCAGAGUAUGUCUAAUCUUGUCAAUUUAGAGAGUUCUUUGGGCGAAGCCAUGGUGUAUUUUGUUUUCCUUCUUGGCCUAAAGAAAAUUCUUGUGGUACAAGUGAACCCAAAUUGGUUUGCCUUUUGCAAUUUUCUAUGAAUAUAUGUUUGAUUUGUAUAUUGA